GUCCCUGGACUGGUUUUGGGGUCUCUGGGCUGGGUUUGGGGUCCCUGGACUGGUUUAGGAGUCCCUGGGUUGGGUUUGGGGUCCCUGGACUGGUUUUGGUGCCCCCAUACUGGUUUUGGGGUCCCCGGACAGGUUUGGGGGAUCCCUGGGUGCGCCUCACUCCUGGCCCCCAUUUUUAGGAACUCCCCAUCCCAUCCCCCACCCCAUUUCUCCCACAGCUUCCCCACGGGCGGCGCCGCCGACGGGAAAACCGGAAUUCCGGAACCUUCCCCGAUCGGCCGCCAUGGCUCCGUCGCGCAGCCGCUCCACCCAAAUCCCGCCGUGCAUCCCCAAGCGCCAACUCCCGCCCGGAUAUUCGGAUUCUCUCCUCUUCCUCUGCGCCCGCCGCAUCGUGGCCCACCACCCGCUGCCCGUCCUGCCCGCGCUCCCCGCCCACCUCUACCCCAUCCUCUUCCAAGCGGCGUUCCUGGACGGGCGGCCCCUGGUCCUGCGCGAUCUGGUGGCCGCGUGGCCUUUCCCGGUGCUCAACUUCCAGCGGCUCGUGGGGCGCCGCGAGCUGCUGCGGGACCAUCCCUGCAAGCUCUGCGUCCAGGCCGUCAUCCUGGCCGUGGUGGCGCAGCUGCGGCGGCAGCUGGAAGAGCCCGGACACGACGCCAGCGGGUGCCGCCUUCGCGUGCUGGACGUGACGGGAGUUCCAGACGAUCCAGCCGGCCGCGCUCCGGACGGGAUGAGCGUCUGGUCCGGCACGGUGGCUUUGGCCAAGGCUUGCGUGGAGGUGUCCAAGCACCAGCGGGAAUUCCAGAGGCGCGGAACCAAGCGGCACAAAGGCCGCUCCGGAGCCGCCACGGCCGCGGCCGCUCCGCAGCCCCCGGGCGUGGACGUCCACGCCGACCUGUUCGUCAACGGAACGUCCUACGGGAUCCUGCGCGACGCGCUCCAGACCGGAGCCGCCGGCCCGCUGCGCCUCAAGUGCCGCGAGUUCCAAGCGGAAAAGCUCUCCCUGGCCGGAAUCGUGAGCCUGCUGGAAACUCUGGAUCCCUCCUGCGUGCGGAGGGUGGAUCUGCGCUUCCGGAAUUUGGGAUUGACCGGGCUCUCGGUGAUCCUGCCGCACCUCUCGCGCUUCCCGGAGCUGCGCAGCCUCAAGCUCCAGUACAGCAACGUGGACGUGCGGCGCCCGACGCCGGAAUCGGCCAUCGGAAUCCGGUGCCUGGCCGGGCAGCUGGGAAUGCUGCCCAGCCCAAGG
Passer montanus (Eurasian tree sparrow) is the source of this 1243-nucleotide messenger RNA. Its product is annotated as leucine-rich repeat-containing protein 14-like. The annotation marks the transcript as partial. The record is from RefSeq and is a predicted model, not a curated record. NCBI's taxonomy places the organism in Eukaryota, Metazoa, Chordata, Aves, Passeriformes, Passeridae. Gene Ontology annotation, cellular component: cytoplasm. The transcript has 2 exons.